AUAUACAUAUAACAGUGACUCUUCCAGCUUACGGCGGCAAGAUAAAAACAAAGAUAGAAAAAGGUUAAAGGGGCACGAGAGUCACGCAAGGUGUUUGUUUACCUUAAGUACGUAUUAUAAUCGGGAAUUAUAUCGAGAAAUGGAGAAUAGCGGUGAAAGCGGAGACGAUGGUGGUCCUUUAGGAUCGACUGCAUUCCUGGGAGGAGGUACUGUUGCGACGUCUUACAUUGGCGUACAAUCGGAUAUGGAAGAUGACCCUGAAAACACGGAUGAUUCCAAUCAUGGUACUGGAGAUCCUUUGCAAAGUCCUGGAGUUUCCACUGGCGGUGGACCACUUCGUGAGCAGGAUCGCUUCUUGCCAAUAGCAAAUGUUGCCAAAAUCAUGAAAAGAGCCAUUCCGGAGGCUGGAAAAAUAGCUAAGGAUGCGCGUGAAUGUGUUCAAGAGUGUGUGUCAGAGUUUAUCUCAUUUAUCACGUCAGAAGCGAGUGACAGGUGUCACAUGGAGAAACGUAAAACUAUAAAUGGUGAAGACAUUCUGUUUGCCAUGACUAAUCUCGGUUUUGAUAAUUAUGUUGAGCCUUUGAAAAUGUAUCUGCAAAAGUAUCGUGAGGCAACAAAAGGUGAUAAUCCUCCCAAUACUGGAGCAACAACCGGCAAUGGAAAAACAGAGCCGCAAGGCAUAUAUGAAGAUCAAUUAUUUGCCAUUACUGCAACAGCAUCAAGCGUAACCAGCGCUGAUACCCCUGUCAUAUAUAGUUAUUCAUCCAAUGAGCAGAUGCAGUUUCAACUUUCCUGAUCAUUAGGUAUUAAAGUGAUAUCGAUAUAAUGUAUUUGUUCUAAGACACACUGUGUGAUUUGUGAAACAGAUCAUAAGGACGAUUGCGCACAGAUUACAAUUUCGUGGAAAAGAAAAAUGUUUUUUUCCUAACAAUAUGUGGGCAGCAAAGUAUAUUAAGUUUUAAUGUUAAGUAUGAUUAUGUUAAGAUUUGGUCAAGAAGUAUCGCAAGUUCGGGUAACUUUACAUACCUUUGUAAAGAAGCAACUUGUAAAUGUGAGUAAAUAAACCAGGAGACUGAAGAAAGAUA
Messenger RNA from Cataglyphis hispanica, 1085 nucleotides. RefSeq lists its product as uncharacterized. Gene Ontology annotation, biological process: regulation of transcription by RNA polymerase II. Bases 140 to 796 code for a protein of 218 amino acids. Gene Ontology annotation, cellular component: CCAAT-binding factor complex; nucleus. Lineage: Eukaryota; Metazoa; Arthropoda; Insecta; Hymenoptera; Formicidae. The record is from RefSeq and is a predicted model, not a curated record. Gene Ontology annotation, molecular function: RNA polymerase II cis-regulatory region sequence-specific DNA binding; protein heterodimerization activity; DNA-binding transcription activator activity, RNA polymerase II-specific. The transcript has 2 exons.